Messenger RNA from Salvelinus namaycush (lake trout), 1896 nucleotides. Its product is annotated as arrestin-C-like. The transcript is spliced from 16 exons. The coding region runs from base 1 to 1896 and encodes 631 amino acids. Gene Ontology annotation, molecular function: G protein-coupled receptor binding. Lineage: Eukaryota; Metazoa; Chordata; Actinopteri; Salmoniformes; Salmonidae. The record is from RefSeq and is a predicted model, not a curated record. Gene Ontology annotation, biological process: G protein-coupled receptor internalization; visual perception; signal transduction.
AUGAGCUUCAAGCCUACAAAGUCGAGUUCCAUGAUGCUGAAGAAGGGCAAGGUCGUGGAAAGAUUAGGCUUCAACAUUGCAGGAAAGCCAAUCCCAACCAUCUCGGAAAAGCCAGUGAAAGGCUUUGGCAAGAUGUUCAACAGCAGCCUGAACAACUCAACAUCAGUUCAAAAGUCUUGUCAAGAGCUUGAGAGCUGGCUGAGCGCGGUAGAUCGGUCUGGACUGCCUGGCAGGUUUAAGAGUCUGAGCAGCAUCGCCCUCUACGAGAACAAGAACAACAAGACAAGUGUGAGACCAGACAUCACCCUGGUCUCAGAGUCCACAAAGACCAUUAUCAUUCUGGAACUGACAGUCCCUUGGGAAGACCGUCUAGAGGAGGCGUACAAGAAGAGGAGGGCCAAGUACAAGGGACUGGUCAUAGACCGCUGGAAGCAGGGUUGGAAGGCACAUGCCUAUCAAAGUAGGCUGCAGGGGUUUUGCUGGGCAAUCCCUUCACAGAGCCUACAGCACACUCAGCAUCACUGGAGAGCCAUCACCAGCACCAACGAGGCAGCAUCACUGGAGAGCCAUCACCAGCACCAACGAGGCAGGAUCACUGGAGAGCCAUCACCAGCACCAACGAGGGUAUACAAAAAAACCUCUGGGAAUGGCGCACUUACCCUUUACCUGGGAAAGAGAGACUACGUCGACCAUGUUCAGAAUGUGGACUCCAUCGAGGGAGUGGUGAAAAUUGAUCCUGCAGACCUUGGAGGCAAGAAAGUGUUUGUGCAGCUGGCCUGUGCUUUCCGUUAUGGCCGUGAGGACCUGGAUGUCAUUGGACUGUCCUUCAGGAAAGACAUCUGGUUCAAGCACCUCCAGUUGUACCCUGCUGCUGACCACAAACCCACCCUCACUCCCAUGCAUGACUGCCUGCUCAAGAAGGCAGGAGAGCAGGGCCAUGCCUUCACUUUCGACAUUCCCAUAAACCUUCCCUGCUCUGUCACACUCCAGCCAGGACCAGAUGAUGCUGGAAAGGCUUGCGGUGUGGACUUUGAAGUGAAGACCUACAUUUCAGAUGUGGCAGACCCAGAAGAGAAACUUGACAAGAAAGACACUGCCCGUCUGAUCGUCCGUAAGAUCCAGUUUGCCCCAGAUGCAACUGGUGCUCCUGGUCCCAAGGCUGACAUCUGCAAGAGCUUCAUGAUGUCUGACAAGCCUGUCCACCUGGAGGCCUCUCUGGAUAAGGAGAUCUAUUACCAUGGAGAUCCGAUCAAUGUCAACGUCAAAGUCAAGAAUGAAACCACCAAAACAGUGACAAAAAUUAAAGUCACCGUUGACCAGACUACAGAUGUGGUGCUCUACUCUGCGGACAAAUACACCAAAACCGUACUUUGUCAAGAGUUUGGAGAGACAAUAGAUGCCAAUAGCACAUUUGAUAAAUCCCUCACCAUCACCCCCCUACUGGCCGACAACAAGGAGAAGCGCGGUCUGGCGCUGGACGGCAGACUGAAGGAUGAGGACACAAACCUAGCCUCCAACACUAUUAUGAGGGACGGUAUGGAUAAAGAAGUGUUGGGAAUCUUGGUCUCCUACAAAAUCAAGGUCAACUUGAUGGUGUCUUCAGGAGGCUUGUUGGGAGGUCUCACAGCCAGUGACGUACAGGUGGAGCUCCCCUUGAUCCUCAUGAACCCCAAACCCCAAGAGGUCUCCCGGUGGGAGAGUGAAGGUCAGAGCAUGCUGAAAGACAGAGGGGACCCCAGCCCGCGGCUGAAGAUGGGCAGGAUGGAGGGCAGGGUGGAGGGUGGGGUGGAGGGCAGGGUGGGGGGAAGGGUGGAGGGAAGGGUGGGGGGCAGGCAGAAGAUUGUGUGGAGGAGAAGAGAGAGGACAGUAAGAGCCGCUGUGCCCGCUGCCCGCUGA